Messenger RNA from Eupeodes corollae, 708 nucleotides. RefSeq lists its product as uncharacterized. The transcript is spliced from 3 exons. The record is from RefSeq and is a predicted model, not a curated record. NCBI's taxonomy places the organism in Eukaryota, Metazoa, Arthropoda, Insecta, Diptera, Syrphidae. The coding region runs from base 108 to 704 and encodes 198 amino acids.
AACAGCUGUUAAUAGUUGUGGAAUUUGGGUUAGAAUGUUUUGGUAGAAUACUUGCCGUUAAUUCUGUUCACAAUUUUAAUAAAACAAUAUUCGAAUUAAAAAAAAUAAUGCUUUCUUCCGAGGACUAUCGCGAAUGUCUGGUUAAGAACCUCAUAACCAUAAGAGAUUCUAUUAAAGUACACGACCAACUGGUGGAGUCAGAAAAGGAAAUACAGCGUGGAGUACUCGAUAGACUUUGGGUGCUAUCUCAGCGUUACUCGAUCAUAAGCAAGGGAGCACCUACAAAGCUCAAUUUUCCAGCAGUGCAUCCUCCAGAAGGGGAAAUCAAAGCUGAAUUCCUUGCCAAAUUCUGCUCACUCGAAAGUUCAAACUUAAAACUCACAACGUCCCUUUCAAACGUUAAGAAUACCUUCAGCGCUUUAGAAAAGUUUUUAGAUCAAAUGGAAGUGGAGCAUCUAUCAGUGCUGGACCAAGCAACUAGUCUGCAACUUCCCUUUAGUUCCUGCCUUGAGAUGCUCGCAGACCUCAUAAAAUAUUUCACAAAGCUACAGAGUCAAAUGAACUGCUUUGCACUUUUACUACGCCCAGAUAGUGUGUCGUCUGUGGAGCUUUACAAAAAGUUUUUAAAGCCAAAUCAAGAUUUUAGUGAACAUUUAAGUAAAUCCUUAGCAAUGUUACACAUUUUAAAGAAAACCAAGUCAUAACGAA